Molecule: messenger RNA, 1119 nt
Organism: Trypanosoma conorhini
Lineage: Eukaryota; Euglenozoa; Kinetoplastea; Trypanosomatida; Trypanosomatidae
Exons: 1
Coding region: 1-1119 (372 amino acids)
Biological process (GO): protein ubiquitination
Molecular function (GO): ubiquitin protein ligase activity
Source: RefSeq, a predicted model, not a curated record
AUGGGGGGCAACAGCUCGCGUGAGCGGCGGGCCCAGCGCCGUAACCACGGUGGCGCGGUGACACCUCCGGUCAACAUGCCCCAACACCUAGCAAACCAGUAUAACCAACGGCAACAGCAGCAAAACUCCGGCAACAACGUGCCUGCCGCGGCAAAUCAAGAUCCUUCGCGGCCAGCAGCAAUGGCGCCGCCGCCGCCGCAGCAGCAGCAGCAGCAGCAGCAGCCACAGCAACAGCAACCUCCGGCUGGCAACAAUGAAAGCAACAACUCUGCUCCCAACAACACCAACGCCAACACCAACAACACCUCGGCCAAUAACAAUCAGCGGGGCGUCCAGGAGGGGCAAAUUGUGAAGAUGUUGGCCACUAUUGACGCCUCUUCAGUGAGUUACGACCCAGAUGUGCAGCGUCUGAAGUUUCGUGUCACAAGCGUGUGUCCGUUUUUGUCGUACGAGAUUCAUACUGGUGUGAAGGAGUUCAUCAAAGGAGGAGAGGUCUAUUACAUGCCAAACAAGCCCAAAAUGGAACCACCCCGCCUCACGCUUGAAGGGCCGCAAGAGAACAGGGAGAUCAAUGUGCGCAUUGAUGUAUCCAAGUUGGAAGAAAAGGAGCGUGUUUACAAUAAGCAUUACCCCAAACAGCAACCUUGUGUCAUUGUUUUACGUUACCGUGUAAAGGAAUUGCGAAGGCAAGAUGAUAGCGCCGCAAACAGCUCUCCAGUAGAGGAGAUUGUGGAGCACACGGAGCACACCGCGGUGGACCUUGCUGAAACACCAAAGCGGCGGGUCAUCAGCCAGAUUAUUACAGCUGGAGGUUCCGCGUAUGUGGUAGAAGACCUCUUUGGAGUGGAUGGGGAUGCGCCAGGUGCGGCUGGUGGGCAUCCGGAGGUGAUGCUUGGGACCACUAUUGUGCCCCACGAAGGGGAGGAGGACGAGGAUGGAUUGUGUGUUAUUUGCCUCACUAUGCCAAAGGACACGGCCGUCAUGCCGUGUCGCCACAUGUGCCUCUGCAAGAACUGUGCCCAAGAGUUGAUGCGACAUACACCCAAGUGCCCCGUAUGCCGCGGCUCCGUUUCGACACUGCUGCAUAUGCCAUCGUUAACUGAGAACGCUUCUCCGUGA